ACAGUGGGCGCCCUCAGUGCUGAGCCAGCGGCGCGGCUGCCCAGACGCUGAUCUUCACCUUGUAACCUGCAGUACUGAGAAAACCAUGGGCUGGUGAGAGGGGCGGCAUGCAAUCACCGCAGCGCCUCGCGCCAUGCUGCUAGAGACCGAGGACGCACUCCACUGUUGGGUGAUGGUCUCGCCGGCGCUCUAACAGUGACUAUGGAAACAGAGGGAUGGGCAUGCGCGUGGACCGAGUGGUCACGUGGUGUCGCCAGGCUGUGACCUUGCUGCUGUCGCUCGCCGCAUCGCACUUCAGCCUACUCCUACUCGCGCCCUUAGGCCUUUGCUUCCAAGAUGCAGUGCACAUCACCGCCAUCUUGGGAGAAUCUGUGGUGUUCAACUGCCACGUUGAGUUCCCGGGCGAUCAUCCCGUGCCCUACGUGUUGCAGUGGGAGAAGAAGGGUCAGGAGAUCCCCAUCUACAUCUGGUACGACAGCUAUCCGACCCACAGUGGUGAAGGUUAUGAGGGUCGCGUGUCACGCGUCUCACCGGACUCGCCCUACGGGCUUGCUUCCCUCAACCUGACCAACAUCCGUGAGUCAGACCAGGGCUGGUAUGAGUGUAAAGUGGUCUUUCUGAACAGACCACCUAAUCAGCCCAGGAAUGGCACAUGGUUCCAUUUGGAUGUUCACGCACCUCCAAGGUUCAGUGUUACACCAGAAGAUAUUAUUUAUGUAAAUUUGGGCGAUGCAAUAAUUCUAAAUUGCCAGGCUGAGGGUACGCCCACACCGGAAAUACUUUGGUACAAAGAUGCCAAUCCGGUGGAGCCCUCAGCCACUAUUGGCAUCUUUAACGAUGGGACUGAGUUACGAAUUUCCAAUAUCCGGCAUGAGGAUAUUGGGGAUUACACAUGUAUUGCAAGAAAUGGAGAAGGACAAAUCAGUCACACAGCAAGAGUGAUCAUUGCUGGUGGGGCUGUGAUUAUGGUCCCUCCUUCAAACCAAACUAAGAUGGAAGGUGAGAAAGUCCAAUUCUCAUGUGAAGCAAAGGCAUUGCCGGGCAAUGUGACAGUACGGUGGUAUAGAGAAGGAGUUCCCAUUAAAGAAGUGUCUUCCCUCGAGACGCGUGUCACUGUGAAGCGGGAUGGAUCUUUAGUUAUAAAUCCCGUUGCUGCAGAUGACUCUGGGCAGUUCAUGUGUGAGGUGACCAAUGGUAUCGGAGAACCACAGACUGCCUCAGCAUUUCUAAAUGUAGAAUACCCAGCAAAGGUGACCUUUACACCCACAGUUCAGUACCUGCCCUUUCGACUGGCCGGUGUAGUUCAGUGCUACAUUAAGGCAAACCCACCACUGCAGUACGUGACGUGGACCAAAGAUAAACGCCUCUUGGAACCAUACCAGACCAAAGAUAUUGUAAUCAUGAAUAAUGGUUCCUUACUGUUCACACGUGUAAAUCAAAGCCACCAGGGACGAUACACGUGCACUCCUUACAAUGCACAAGGCACUCAGGGAUCUUCUGGUCCUAUGGAAGUCUUGGUGCGUAAGCCUCCUGUAUUUACUAUUGAACCUGAGAGCAUAUAUCAGCGCAAAGUUGGAGAGACUGUUGAAAUGCAUUGUGAUGCACAAGAAGCUGAAGGCACGCAGAAACCUACGAUCCAGUGGCAGCGGCGAGACGGAUCACCUCUGCAGCGAAACCGUGUACGAGUGCAGGGGGGCAACAUUACAAUUGAGGGCCUGCGGCGUGCAGAUUUUGGAUUCUACCAGUGUGUAGCUUCAAAUGAAGUAGCGACAAUUGUGACAGUCACCCAGCUUGUUGUUGAAGGCACGCAGCCACAUGCUCCAUAUAACGUCUCAGGCAAUGCAAGUGAGUUUGCUGUCACAUUGCAGUGGCUUCCAGGAUACAGUGGAGGAUCUGGAUACAAGCAGGAGUAUACUAUCUGGUAUCGUGAAUCUGGCUUCUCAGAUUGGAACACAAUACCUGUGACACCCUCUGGGAGCACUCAGGUCACGAUCAAUAGCUUAACUCCGGGCACAACGUAUGAAUUCCAGGUAGUGGGCAAAAAUGAACUUGGAGAUGGAAUGUUUAGCAAAGUUAUCACUGUCAGGACACUUGAUCAGGGCAUACCAACUAUACGUGUAAAUCAAAUAUCAGGAACAGACUUUCCAUUUUCUCCACCUUCUGACAUUUUUGAUUAUAGUGUUAUUGUCUUUCCAACUGAUUCCACAGGAGCUUCUUAUUUCCCACCGGUCCUGCGCCCCAAAGGGCCAAAACCUGGACCACCACGCAAUGUGACAGUGACGGAAGUAGGCAAUGGUUUUCUUAUAACAUGGCAAGCACCUUUAGAAAGGGCCCAUCUUGUACAGUACUAUACUAUUAAGUACCGCACAGAUGCAGCUUGGAAAACCUUAAACAAAGGUCAGAUUCGUCCAGAGGAAACUUCUUACCUUGUUAAGAACUUGGUUGGUGGACGAACAUAUCACUUCAGAGUCCUGGCCAAUUCAUUCCGUAGCUAUGAGAGUAGUGAUGAAGUCAAGUACCCUGUGCCUGCUCGUGUAAAACACAAGGCAAUCACAGCAGGUGUUGUUGGAGGGAUACUGUUCUUCAUUGUUGCAAUCAUAUUGUCAGUAUGUGCUGUUAAAAUAUGCAACAAGAGGAAGCGUCGGAAACAAGAAAAGGCAUACAACAUGGUCGCUUGCCGAGUUACCGAUGCAAGAAAUGGUGGCCAGCCACCAGGGGCCGGUCAAGUGCCUUUGAAAAAAUUUAGACAGAGCAGAGUACCAAGUGUGAUAGGUGGGGUGCUGAAAGGUGCACGCCUCGGCCUGGCCAGCCUGCUACUCUGUGACUCCGUAUCAGACCUGGACUCAGCAUCAGCAGCCUCCGCUGUGGCUGCACACUACUGGCCACCUCCCCCAGACCGCUUGGGCCGCAUCUCUCGUGCCGCAGAUGGCCGCUUUGUUCUCGCUGGUGAUUCUUCGCUCUCAGCCUCUGUGGGUGGCAGUGUCGCAUCCAGCUCCAGUGAUGAUGGAGGCUUCCUACCACGUCGCGGCGGUCGUCGCAGAGCAUCGUGGCGGCGACCACUAGUUGCAUGCCCUAGCCAGCUCAGCUUGAGAUCUGACGGAUCUGGUGAGAGUGCCUUGGCUCUCGCCACUGCUGCCGCUACAGUUGCUGCUGCUGAACGGCAGCACCAACUCCAUCGACUGCCACUGCGUGCACCGCCUCCUAUUUACUCCCCACCUCCACCUCCACCAGCACCAGCACCACCACCAUCAGCAUCAUCACGUGUCAUUCGUGCCAGCUCACCUGCCUCCAAUCUGUUAUCAGCAACUGCGUGGUCACCCAGUUACAACUUCAGUGACCUGAGCUCGGUGCGACGUGCCAGUUCUGCUGAGCGCUCGUUUCCUACACCGCCUUCGUAUUUACAGUUGAUGCGCUCCGUCCACGAGAGGUACUCCCAGGAGUUACCGUCACUGCGGGCUAUACAUGAGGAAGGGAGUGCAUUUCCAGGAAUAGUGCGGGAUCGCCCACCUCCGACUGCUUUCCUUCCUGUUCAUCCACUGGCUACGAGUUCGCCACCGCGUGUUCGUGCACCACCUGCAACACUGGCCAGUGGGUUGCCUUCACUACCGGCAGGUGUAUUACGACGCCCGGCACCAGUACCGGCAGCGCUAUCUCCAGCUAUGGCAAUGACAAUGACUAUGACACCACGGGCACGUUUACCUCCUCGGCAUGCUCGUCAUGCACGCUCUGCACCUGAGCUUGCCUCCCCUGCAGCAGUGGCUGCUGCUGAUCUGUUUGCUGAGACCUCACCUUCGAGCUCGAGUGGUUUUGGCAGCAAAAACACGUCACAGCAAAAUCAGUCCUCACAGUCAGGUAGCACAAGUGCAGAGUGGCGCCUCCCUCCGUAUCGGCCUCCACCACCACCACCACCACCUCCGCCGCCGCCACCUCCUCCUCCACCACCACUGCCACCACCACCAUUGGUUGGUAGCCCUUGGCUGUCAGCACUGCCAUUGCCUCUACCACUAAGACUGCCUGACACGUCGCCACCACACUCGGAACCUGGUCGCUUGCAGCCACUCGAUGUCAGUGUGGACACACAUUAUGAAUUUGACACAGUGAUGCCACAUCCACUUGGUAUGACAACAACCCGUGAUUUCCGUGGAACCAGUGACUCAGAGCUAUAUGCUGCCACUUCCCUGUACCCAUUACAUGCCACUGCUCAUACUCACCAGCAACAGCAGCUGUUGCGUCCUACCAAGAGACUAACCAAGUAUGACAACAUUGAAGCUCGUGUCCAAGCCAUGAAAGAGGAGUUCCACGAGUUUCGUAAACGCCAGGCUAAGAGGCGCCGGAGUGAGGAGUUAGAGAGUGCCUGUUAGCUAUGACACAUCUGCCAAUAAUUGCAACAUUGUUUUUCUCUUGGUGAAUGGAAAGUAAUGUAGCGCAACUGCCCAUUCCAAGUGGAUGCUGCAUAAUAUGGUUUUAUGUAAAUUCGUCAAAAAUGUGAUAACUUAACAUUUUGUUGUCUCCUAAAUAUUAAAUGUUACUAAAAUCUUCUGGUGAGACAAUACUGUGACAAAGUUUUCUAUAUUUGAAUGUUGGGUUUCAUAACGUAUGUUAUUUUUCUUUAAAGUAGAUACUGUAUGAAAAAUGCAUGUGUCAUGUAUUAUGAAGUUCAUUGUGCCAUAAUUAUCAUUUUAUACAUGAACCCCAAAGUUUAAUUUUAAUUGCAUGUGUGUGAGAAAUAUUUGCCUUGAUUGGCUAUGAUGUUUUGCAUUCCUUGUUGUUGUUGUUGUUGUUGUUGUUAUUGUUGCUGCUGCUGUUGCUUGCUGAUAACUGAGGCUGGCUUUUUACUGUUAUAAAACAAUUGUGGAGGCCAGUAGUGAGCAGGUGUACACUUCUGUGAUUCAUCUAUGUGUUAUGCUGGAUUUCUUAGUGUUCCUUAAAAAAUAUGUAAAUUUUUUUUUUGUUUCUUGUCAGCACAGUGCUUCAAAUGGAUAUCAGUUGUAUUGAACAAAAAAAAGAAACUCAUAAAGUGUAAAGCUACAACUGUCAUGUGUAUCUAUUAUUUUCCAUGUAAUGUCAUAAAUAAUACUUCUUUUUUAUAAUUAUUUGUUGCAGUACAAAAAUUCAGUCUUGAUGCUGCAUGUAUAUUAAAAGACUAGGUGUGGCUGAAUCUGUGUCCAGUAAACAGUGGAUCUCACUGAGGUUAUCCAACAUGUAGCAUUCUCAGUGAAACUGUUGGUUUGAGUGUGACAGCAUUAUUUGACAGAGCAUUGUUAGCAGAAUGAGAUGUGAAACAGUGUCAAUGGUUUUCCUCAAACAUUGAACAUACAAGAAGUCUGUCAACUUUUCCUGCCUCUUUUCUGAUGCACCUGAAUCUAACUUUAUUGAAUAAAAGAAGUAUGUCACUAGGCCUAUUAUUAGUUGCAGCACUAUUACAAUAGAUUGUUAGAGUACACUGGAUGGGAACUGGAAAGUAAAAUAAAAUCUGAGUAGAGUUUGUCUCCAUUGUAUCAGCAUUACAUUUCAUGACUAAAGAUAUUGUGAUAUUUGUGGAAUGGCGUGUUGAAGUGUGUUUAUAGACAAAUUGUUUUGGCAGUGGUAGUGGAAACAUCAGUGUGUGAAUAAGGAGAUACUGAGUUAUGUAUAAUAAUAGUACUGCAGAUUACUAGAGUGAAAUGAAUUUAAAAUGUUUAAACAAUAACAAGUGAAAGAAAUGUAGAUAUCUAACUGUUCAUUAUUUGAAACAGAACACAAAAUUUGUUUGAAAUGAGUGAUUGUGUGCAAGUGUACUGUGUGUUUGUAUGGGUCAGAAUGGCCAAAAUGAUGCAUUUACUGCAUAGGCUUUUCCACAAACCAAAUAAGUAUAACUACUUAACACUUACAUAUACGUUCUAAAAUGUUAAUAUAUGAACUUGAGUGAGCAUGAGAAAGUAUUGGAACCUAAGGAACUGAAACAAAGAAAAUGUUAUUACAGAUAAUAUAUGCAUUUAUUCAUAAUUCAUUUGAAUGAAUUUAAAUAUAUAUAAAAUGUAAUUAUUACAUUGUUCUGUUUUUGCUCUAAAUCACAACUGAAAUACAGAGCUCAGAUCUAUAGAAAAGAAAAAUGAAAUAAACAGUUUUACUGUGACAUGAUGAAAUUAUAGACAUUUUUAUUACAUUUUUUACUUUAUUUUUAUCUUGUUCAUUUGUUUGUAUGAAAAUGUGAGCAUGUAUGUGUAUGUAUAUGUAUAUGUAUGGGUCCUUGUUUGCAUGUGAAAGAAAGAGAGUAUAUGAAAGAAUGAUAGAGAGUGGAAAUAACACAACUUGCAAUAAGUUGUCACAGUUAUUUCAUAAAUAUAAUUCUAACGCUUUAUCGUUUAUCCAUUUCUUUAUAAUAAGGGAAUGUUGAAACGACAAACUUUACACACAGGCUGUUACGAUAAAUGUUAUUAUUACUGCUGUGGUGUAAAUAGUGAUAUUUUAUAGAAUUGCUGAUUUUUAUGUUGGCAUUUCUUUUUUAUGGACGUACAUGUCUUAAAGAUUAUUUUUAAGUUUUUAAAGUACAAAUCAAAACAAUUAAUUGAAAAGCUUGCAUUAUACUGCUGAUGUUAGUUUUUUUCCCAAAAGAUGUAUUAGUGAGAGCCUGUUAGCCCAAAUCACAGAGUGAGCGUUGUUAUUAAUUACACUGAUAAAUCUGACAAAGAAUUUGCUGUUACACAUUAUUUUGAGUUGUGGUUGAUUUGUUUUCUGUCAAAUGUCUUUGUUGUGAUGAUGCAAUUUAGAGAUAUUUGCACAAGUGAUAUGUCAAUAAUGUUAAAGUAAAUAAAAUUUACAUUUCACUGGUGUAUCAUCUGGUGCUUUCAGCCAUGUAUCACUUAGUUCUGAUGUUGUACAAUGGUAGUUAUGUACCAUACAAUGUGGCAUACAUGAUUGUAAUCUCAGGAAACUAAUACAAAAUUUAUAUCUGCAUUAUAAUUAUUUCUAUGUUACACUUUAUAAGUACAUACCAUAAUAUUUCCAUAACUCUAAAAUAAAAAUGUACAUGGCUGAUGAAACUUCAUGCAUAGAUUUUUAAAAUGUUUUACAGGAUGAAAAUAAAAUGCAAGUGCAGCAUCAAAGAAACUGAGAAUUAAGAAAAGAGUUUUGUUAAAAUAUUUACUCCCAAUGAGACUUGACAACCAAUUGUUUCUCAUUUGCUGCUUUUUAUGUCAAUUUUUCAGAAGAUAUAAAAGGAUUCAUCCACUCUUGGUUCAGCUUCCUUCAACAAAAGUCAGAGUCAGUGUGCUAUGUGUUCAAAUAAUAAUAAUAUCAUAAUAAUAAUUAUAAGAUUUCUCUUCUUGUGAUGAAAAUUACAACUUAUACCAUCUAAGAGACACUGGAAAACAUAUGGAAGAUUUUUAGUACAUAUUAGCAGAUAUUUCCUUCAUAUAAAGCACUUUUAAUAACAAAUGUCAACACAAGAAAAUUGCAGAGUUCUUUUUCCCCUCCUUUUUGUUUUUAAUACAAAGGAUUUCAAUCAAAGUCACAGUUUAUUUCAAAUAACUGAAGUGUAUACUGUAAGACUUUUCACAGCUUAACUUUUAAAGAGGGAUGGACUUUUUUAUGAAUUAACAUAAAACUUUCAUCUGCAGCUGUUUUCCAGAAAUCCUCUUUUUAUGGUUGAUCCUUGUUGGACAGUAUUUCAUUUUUAUAGAAUGAAAAAUAUUUGGUUUAAAAUGCAAAACAGGUAUGAAAUUAGUGAAAAACAGUGUUUCCUACUAAGCAUCCAGAAAAUGUGAAAACAUGAUGCUUUUAUCUCAUUGCCUAUUUUAUGUUGAUGUGUUAAAACUGAGCUGCUGAAUUAUUGCCACAACUUUGUCAUUUCAGUUGCCCAUCCCACUAUGUACAUCUCUUGGUUAAUUUAUGCCUAUGUUGAACUCUGGAAAGGGUUGAUAUUGUUGAUGUAAAUGUACAAUUAAAGAACUAGUGACACUUGC
Molecule: messenger RNA, 7943 nt
Organism: Schistocerca piceifrons (Central American locust)
Lineage: Eukaryota; Metazoa; Arthropoda; Insecta; Orthoptera; Acrididae
Product: protein turtle-like
Exons: 18
Coding region: 216-4361 (1381 amino acids)
Biological process (GO): dendrite self-avoidance; axon guidance; homophilic cell-cell adhesion
Cellular component (GO): plasma membrane; axon
Molecular function (GO): cell-cell adhesion mediator activity
Source: RefSeq, a predicted model, not a curated record